Molecule: messenger RNA, 2873 nt
Organism: Limulus polyphemus (Atlantic horseshoe crab)
Lineage: Eukaryota; Metazoa; Arthropoda; Merostomata; Xiphosura; Limulidae
Product: putative inhibitor of apoptosis
Exons: 7
Coding region: 136-2151 (671 amino acids)
Biological process (GO): regulation of cell cycle; positive regulation of protein ubiquitination; negative regulation of apoptotic process
Cellular component (GO): cytoplasm; nucleus
Molecular function (GO): cysteine-type endopeptidase inhibitor activity involved in apoptotic process; ubiquitin protein ligase activity
Source: RefSeq, a predicted model, not a curated record
AUUUACGAGUGCAUUCGUAAGAGAAUUUCCGUUUUAAACUAUAUUGGUCAUAAGUAGUGUAAUUGGACCAUCUUCGCUUCUUUCAAGAAACCUUGGGAAUACCUUUCUCAAAGAAGUUAUUGGCAAACAAAAGCAAUGACAUCUGUUCAAUUUCAAACUGACAUAGUUGAUGCACCUGUGUUGAAUAAAGGAUAUGGUGGAAAAUACUUUAGCCAUGAACAAGAUCGUCUUGAUACCUUUGACAUCUGGCCAGACAAUUCACCAGUAGAUAAAUUCUCUUUAGCAAAAGCAGGAUUUUAUUACUCAGGUCGUGAGGAUGAAGUUGUUUGUUUUAGUUGUGGACUACAUUUGAAACACUGGGACUUCAGUGACUCACCUGCUUCAAAACAUCAUCAGGCUUCUCCAUGCUGUACGUUUGUAUUAUGCACUUCAGCAAAUUUCUCUCUGCUCAGUAGUCAACAAACUCGUAGUUCUGAUUUGUCUGCCUCAAAGACCCAACCCAAAUACUACCAAAAUGAGCCUGGGAACAUAGAAUCCUCUGGAGUAUCAGUAUGUAUUUCUUCCAAAGAAAAACACAUUGAACAACUCAAACUAAAAAAUGGAAUUCAUGUUUCCAAACCAAAUGGUGGACUGCAGCAGAUAGUUGUAAAUGAUGUUUCUCUUCAAAAUGGUCAUCAGUAUGAUCCAUAUAAAAAUUGCGUAAAUCAUAUUUCACAACAGAAUAGAUUUUGUCAUGUUUCACAACAAAAUGACCAUCCAAAUGUAUCAGAUUUAAAUAGCUCUCAAAGUGUAAGUAAUUGCACAUUAAAUCUAAAUGCUUCUUUCUCCUUAAAGGAUAUGAAAGUUGAGAGCAAAAGGCUGGAAACAUUUCAGAAUGGUUGGCCAUUAUCAUUUAUAAAGCCUGAAGAUUUGGCAAAUGCAGGAUUUUUUUACGUAGGAAUUAGUGAUAAAGUACAAUGUCCAUUUUGUCAAGGCAUUGUGUCUAGUUGGGAAGAAGGAGAUGAUCCUCUGAAAGAGCAUGUUCGUCAUUUUCCAUGUUGUUCAUUUGUGUUUGAAAAGGGGUGUCAAGAUAAAAGGAUUUCAAACUCUAGGUCUUCUUAUUCUUCAAAUGGACAAGAUGUAUGUGGAAACUACAAAGCAAGCAUGAGUGAAGGUUUACAAGAUGUGGUGGAUCCUAAACUUUUAAAUGUGAAACAGAAACAUCUUAAACUAGAAAAGCUUGGUAUAAGUGUUCAUAGGGGACCUAAACAUCUGUCUCAGGCAAGUUUAUCAGCAAGAUUGAGAUCAUUUGCCAUGUGGCCAGAAGAUGCCAUUGUGCAACCUAAAGUUUUAGCAGAAGCAGGUUUCUUUUAUGUUGGAGUUCAAGAUCACACAAAAUGUUUCUACUGUGAUGGUGGACUUAGCAGUUGGGAGCUUGGUGAUGAUCCAUGGGUAGAACAUGCCCGAUGGUUCAGUAAUUGUGGUUUUGUUCGAAUAAACAAAGGAGAUGAAUUUAUCAGGAAAUGUUUUGUAGAACAAGAGGCUGUUCAAUACCCAACAUAUCAGGUUUUUGGUUCUCCAAAUGAUGAAAGUAGCUGUGAAAAUGGCAUUGUGCAAAGACUAAUGCAGUCUGGCAUGAUCACAUUAACUAUUCAACAAGGCCUGUUUAAAGAAGAGGAGGUUCGAAAUGCCGUUUCUCGUCAGGUGUAUGCCACUGGAAUGGGGUUUUCCACUUUGGAUGACUUAUGUGAAGCAAUCUUUAGCCAGAGGCGUAUACAAAGAGGAAAUUGCGGUACUGAAACAAAAGAGUCCUCUGGUGGAAAGGAAACAGAUUUUAUUGCUCCUUCUGUACUCGCUUCUCCUAAUGUAGCAGUAUCUGGCCAAGAUAUGAAGUUGAUUAGUAAAGAGAAAAAGAGGGUGUUGCAUCAUUCAGGCUGUGAUGUCAGCUUGGAAGAAGAAAAUGAGAAACUUAGGGAUCAGCGAAUUUGUAAAAUUUGUAUGGAUCAAGAGCUGGGAACUGUUUUUCUCCCCUGUGGUCACCUUUUGGCUUGUCCUCAAUGUGCUCCAGCUCUGAAACAUUGCCCACUCUGCCGAAAAGAGAUUACUGGGAUCGAGUAUGGAUCAACUUGGGGUACUAGAAACAUUCAGAAAAAGACCUGCUAUGAGCAAUAGAAGCAAAGUAUGAUGUCUCACAACAGGCAAGAAUCCAUGAACACAAAUGUCAAUAGCAAAAGCCAUCCACAUGCCCCAGGCAACAUAAUGCAAUAUAAUCAAGAAGGAUGUACCUGGAAAUGAGGCCAACCAAAUAUUGGUUCACCAAGAUAAGGUUUCCAGUCAUAUCUCCCAUUCAACUGUCAAAUACUUCAAUUGCCAGAGAAUGAAAUGGUUGUUCAUUCUAUUCCUUGGGAAGAUAACUUUUGAGUUGCUGGAUGCAACAUCUGUGGAUUGCUAUGUAAUUGUACUGUUGAAAUAGGCACUGGGGAAUCAUCAUCCUUAUGUGCUGGAUGGAUUAUGUAAAAGAACCAGGAGGAGUUAUUUGCUUUGGAAAUGACAACCUUAUAAUGAAGCAUUUUGUAGUGGAAAUUAACAAUUUGUCUGCAGUAAUUUCAUUUAUAUUACCAUUACUUAAUAUGAAACAUGGGGCAAAUUCUGUGUUUUUACUAUUUCAAAUGCUAAAUUACUGAUGAGAAAAUAGAACUGAAAGUAAAUUGGAAUGCCAAAGAAAAUAAAAUAUAAUCUUGUCAGUGUGUCAGAUGACUAAGUAAAGUUGAUCAAUGACUUCUGAAAUACAUGUACCUUAUAACCAUUGUUAUCUCUAUUUAAAGAGAAACAGGGAGGGCCUUAUUUUCCCUGCUAACUGGCUGGAAAAAAAAGGAGGGGGGAUUUAAGCUGGA